GAACCAGGGAUUGUCGUUGUCAUAUUGAUGAAGCUAUGUCUGCUCCAGGAACGUGUGCUACAGAGAUUCUCACCGAACACUUGGGCUAUCCGCCAAUUGCGGUGAUUGAUGACAUUAUCAACGCGGUCAACGGUGUGAUGUACAAAUGUACACAAGCAGUAGAGACAUAUCUCAUACAGAAGCAAAAGCACGGCACCACGGACAAGGACCCGGACACUGUGGUGGCGAAUUCAAGCACUGUCAAACCAGAGGAGAAUGAAGUGGAGGUGGGCACUGCGAAGUUGGAGACUUUGUUGGAGAACAGCGUUGAUAAGAACUUUGACAAGUUUGAGUUGUACGCGUUGCGAAACAUAUUGACGAUACCGAAUGAUCUCAGCGAUGAGGGAUGGAUACGGUUGAAGCAUUACGAAGGUGUUGACUUGAACAAGAAGGCCGAUGUCAAGAGUGUGGAGCUGGACUUGAAGAUCAACGCGCUCUAUAAGGAGAUAACUGUGCAGUUGUUUGUCAAGAAACAACUCUUGAUACAGAUGAAGAGGGCAAAGAAGAUCGUCAAACUACUUACGCUUUACAAGAAUUCUGUAUCUUUCCUCUCUGAGAGACCAGAAGGCAGUACGCUACCCGCUGAGACGGUGAAACUAUUGGAAUCAUUGGCUCCAUUGGAUCAAACCUUCUACUAUUUGGUUUCACAAACGACGGAGUUAUUCCACUCAGUGGAGGCGCUACAGUCCGUAUUCUCCAAGCCAGUCGAAGAAGGAGGCAUACUGGGACUUGACACAGAUAACAACGAGCGUGACAAGUACCUCAGCGUAGAGGCCACGAAGCUAUUACGCAUUCUUGGGCUGGCAGAUAACAAGUCCAAGAUGGAGAGACUCCUGGGAAACUUGCACAAUGUUGAUUUCGAAAACGCAGAGGUCAAGGAGCAAUUAAAGACCAGAUUUGGGAUAUAG
Williopsis jadinii is the source of this 947-nucleotide messenger RNA. RefSeq names its product MIND complex subunit MTW1 (gene MTW1). Gene Ontology annotation, biological process: mitotic sister chromatid segregation; protein localization to kinetochore; mitotic cell cycle. Lineage: Eukaryota; Fungi; Ascomycota; Saccharomycetes; Phaffomycetales; Wickerhamomycetaceae. The record is from RefSeq and is a predicted model, not a curated record. The transcript has a single exon. Gene Ontology annotation, cellular component: nucleus; chromosome, centromeric region. Bases 36 to 947 code for a protein of 303 amino acids.